This is a messenger RNA of Anolis sagrei ordinatus, 1778 nucleotides long. RefSeq names its product solute carrier family 30 member 8 (gene SLC30A8). Gene Ontology annotation, molecular function: zinc ion transmembrane transporter activity. Gene Ontology annotation, biological process: zinc ion transmembrane transport; response to glucose; insulin secretion. The record is from RefSeq and is a predicted model, not a curated record. Lineage: Eukaryota; Metazoa; Chordata; Lepidosauria; Squamata; Anolidae. Gene Ontology annotation, cellular component: plasma membrane.
CACAAGAGAAUUUUCCUUCGUGUUACUUGGGGAAAGACUCCCAUUGUGUCACAUGGGGGUUGACCAAGACCACGAAGCCUCGGAGACCUUGCAACAAACCAGAUUUAAUCCUUGUCUGAUAUAGAAAUGCCCUGGCAGUUGCACUGGCAUUGCCGGAUCUCUUGGGAACAGCAGCAAUUAAUUUUAACCUUGGGAAAUUGGGCAACAAUUUUUAUUUUUAAGAGCAGUUUUGCUUCCAUGUGAGCAUCCAAAGACAGAAAUUGUCAUCAUUUGGAAUAAAGAUGGCAAGCAAGAAGAGUCUUGAAAGGGCUUGUUUGGUGAAAGACAGGGACACCAAGAGGUACUCCUUAACCCUGAACAGCAAUGGUCUAAUACACAGUAAUUCAGAGCAAGAGAACCACCAUGAAGAACCAGUAGACACUGGGAUCCAUGCGGUGCAUCAUUGUCACAGCUAUUCAAAGGGCUAUGAGAGGAGAAAGAGGGAGCAGCAUGAAGCCAGGCUGAGGCUCUAUGUGGCAACAGUAAUCUGCAUUAUCAUCAUGGUUGCUGAAAUCAUAGGUGGCCACAUUGCAGGGAGCUUGGCUGUGAUCACAGAUGCAGCCCACGUCUUGGUUGACCUGAUGAGUUUCCUGAUCAGCAUCUUUUCUCUGUGGCUGUCAUCAAAACCUCCCAGUAAAAGAUUAACAUAUGGAUGGCACAGAGCAGAAAUUCUUGGAGCUCUCUUCUCCAUGAUCAUCAUUUGGGUGGUGACUGGUGUAUUGAUGUAUUUAGCUGUCUUGAGGCUUCUGCACCCCCAUUAUGAAAUUGAAGCUACAGUUAUGCUCAUCACCUCUGGUUGUGCUGUGAUAGCCAACAUUAUAUUAAGUCUAAUGCUGCACCACAAAGGGGAUGGAAAUCUUUACAAUGUUCAUCAGUCAAGUGAUGGUAGAUCAGACCCUGAACACACAUUGGCCUCAUCCAAUGCCAGUGUGAGAGCCGCUUUCAUCCAUGCUGUUGGAGAUCUGUUUCAGAGCAUUAGUGUGCUAAUUAGUGCACUAAUAAUCUUCCUUAAGCCAGAAUAUAAAAUGGCUGACCCAAUCUGCACAUUUGUAUUUUCCGUACUUGUUCUUGGAACCACUUGUUCUAUGUUACGAGACAUUUUACUUGUGCUGAUGGAAGGGACACCAAAAGGAAUGAGCUACAAAAUGAUAAAAGAGAGAAUCCUAGCCGUGGACAAAGUAGAGUCUGUCCACAGUCUUCAUAUUUGGUCUUUAACAAUGAACCAGCCAGUCCUAUCAGCUCAUAUUGUCACAGCAGAUACCACAAACAAACAACAGAUUUUAAAUGAAAUUACUGAACUUCUGGUCAACACAUAUAAUUUCUACAUCAUCACACUUCAAAUUGAACCCAAAGCCGAUCAGCAACCAGACUGUGUCUUCUGUCAAGAUCCAAGUGAUUGACACUUAUAUCAGAUUGUAUUAAUUAUCACCUCUAGACUGGACUAGUUUCUAUUUAGCACAAAUGGAUGAAGAGAGCCUGCUAAGCCCAAACACUAACUGGACUGAAAAUAAGGAAGCUUCAAACAUGUUACAGGAUACACAGUUGUAUUAUUUGCUGUUGUGGAGACUGCUGCAUUCAAGGAUAUAGAGGACAGUUUGGAAAACAGGUAGACUACAGAAUGUCCUAUCUAUUCUGUUUGUUCAUUCAUUAGUACAGUUUUGCAGAGGAAGAAUAAUCAACUUGAAAAUUCACACUUAAAUAUGUAUUUCAACAUGGAUAUUAAAAUUUGUCUUCAACCA